AUGUCUUGCUGCAACGGCAACUGCGGGUGCGGCUCCGGCUGCCAGUGCGGCAGCGGUUGCGGCGGCUGCAAGAUGUCCCCUGACGUGGAGACCACCGCCACCGUCGGCAUCAAGCCCAUGGUGCUCGCUGCGCCCACCACUAAGGCCAGCGCCGGCGGGUUCGAGGUGGCCACCGAGGGUGGCGGCUGCGACUGCAACACCUGCAAGUGCGGCACCAGCUGCAGCUGCUCCUGCUGCAGCUGCAACUGA
Messenger RNA from Miscanthus lutarioriparius, 249 nucleotides. Lineage: Eukaryota; Viridiplantae; Streptophyta; Magnoliopsida; Poales; Poaceae. The record is from the annotation of a GenBank genome assembly.